AUGGUGAAAAUCGAGCCGAUUAAACCGGUUAUUCGUUCUCGUUCAUCCUCAUCGUCAUCAGAUGACGAUGACAGUGACUAUGAUGAUCUUCAUUCCAUAUCUUCAUCCGAUUCGGACCUCACCCUAAUCGAAACAUCUAUAACAAACUUAUCGAAAACUUCUCCCAAACGUUCAAUAUCCACGUCUACCCAUGUCAUUCCUCAAGGAACAUUAAUUCGCGAUGUGAACAACAAUCAUUGGAUUAUUCACCAGUGCGUGAAAAUCUCGCAUCAGAAUGAACGAUUCCUUUACUUAUGCAGUCAAGUGAAAAGAUCCAUAGCAGUAAACGAUAUGAAAACCUCCGAAGACAAUCAACAACAGAACAUAGUGAAAACGAAAAUAUCCCCACUGAUGUAUUUAACAGACAAGUUAAAACAAUCGAGACAAGCGGUGAUCGAUAAAGCACGAGCUAAGAAUGAUAAACUUGAUUAUGUUUUCUAUGGCGCAGUGAUUGGAGAAACAAAUAAAGAAAUCGCUUCGAUUUUAUCAAAUAACGAUAGACAAGCAAAAUCUCUUUCGUCGACAUUGACUGAAACACACACGAAUAAAAUCAUUCAUGGAAUUGUGGAAUUUCUGACUGACGAUCAAACUUACGAUGAAAAUCAAAUCAAUAAGUAUUCAAUUGAAAUUCUAUUCAUUCAAGACAAGAAGAAAUCGAACUUAAUCACGAAUCCAUCAGAAGUACUUCAACAAAUCUUGAAAAAAGAGAUCGAAAAGUUAAAAGAACUACGAAAGAAAACAUCCGCCAUCAACGGAGAAUCGCAUAAAUUUAUUAUAACUAAAAAACCGGGAAAUUCUCAAUAUGACAUCCGAGAAAGUACCAAUAAUGACGGAGAAACUUCUUCAUCAUCCAUCGAAACUUCACCAACAAAAUAUUUACUAAAACUCGAAUCAACAUCGUCUUCUCCUUCGAAACACUGCACAAUCGAUGAUGAAAUCGCGUUUUAUUCCCGCUUUGCCACACACGAAAAACUCAAAUCUUAUAUCAAACGUCACAAUCUUAUGUAUAUCGCUAUUCCGGAAUACAUAUCUCAUGGCACAUACAAACAUCUGAAUCUAACUUAUAAAUUCUUGAUUAUGGAGCAAUACCGCGAAAAUCUCCGAUCGUUGAUUUACUCAUACGAUCAAUCAUUACCGGAACAUAAUGCGCUGAAUCUAUUCUUGCAAAUGUUGUAUGUGAUUCAAUUUAUACAUGAGAAGAACUAUGUGCAUCAGAUAAUCAAACCGAAGUAUAUGAUGUUUGCGAAUAAACAACCAUAUUUCAUCUUUCUAACACAAUUUCGAACGGUUAGAAAUGUACAUGAGAUAAACAAUGCAACCGGAGAAGUUCCCAAUGAAAGUCGUGUAACAACAAUAACCAAUGAAAAUCAUCAUCUAAAACAACAGAAUUCUCAAGUAAAGAAAAAAGUCAAACGUUCUCAUCGUACUCAAUUAGCAGCUAUUCAGAAUAAAAACUCAUCAGUCGUACCGGCAGCAUCACCAAUCAUCGAUAUUCCAAGUCCAUCGAUCGAAGAAGAUAACUUCUUAGUCAAUGCACCUUCCUAUCAUCAUGUCUUUAGCGUCUACUCUUCACUUGACAUGCAUCUCACUAAUAAACAAACAUAUCGUGGAGAUUUAGAAAUGCUCGGGUAUAAUUUGAUCGUUUGGUCCGGUGGACGAUUACCAUGGGAUAAGAAAAACGGCAGUGUUCAUGCGAAAUUCCAACGCGAUACGAUUCCUAAUGAGAAGAAACUGGCGAAAUCGAAUGUGAACGAAUUUGUGAAGAAGUGUUUUUUUAUGAAACUCAUUUCACCUGUCACCCUUCGAGCUAUUUGUGAUUAUAUGUCAACUGUCUAUCAAUUGAAUAUCGAUGAUAUCCCGAACUUUGAUCAAUUGCGUGCACCGAUCAAGGAAAUUGUGAAAGCGUUGGGCUUCAAAGCAAAUGCGUGUCUGCGUUUAUCAAAUUCGAAAUCGAAAUCAAAUAACAUCAAUAGCAAUAAUUCGAAUUCGACAAAUCAAACACAGGCAGCGAAAAGCAAUGAGACAACUGGAAAACAUGUGAACAUCAAUGAUAUAACAUCACCUGCGAAAGAACUUGAAGUUGAACAAGAUGAUCUCGAAGAAGAAGAAGAUGAUGAUGAUGAUGAUGGCGACGUCGAUGAUGAUGAAGAUGAAGAAGAAGAUGAUGAUGAUGACGAUGACGACGAAGAGAAUCAUCCAUGCCCACCAGGCUCAAGUUCAUGCGACGAAGAAAAUUCCAGCGAAGAGACCGACGAUACUCGAAUGGAACAACAGGCACCGACUGUACCAAAUCAAUCCACAACUUCCAAGUGUAAACGUUGUGGUGGUGACCAUUCAUUAGAAGAUCAACAAUCUCAAUCAAGUAGUGACAAACAGAGUAAUAGCAGUGCUGUACCAGGUUCAACGAUCAAUUCCAAUACACUUACCUAUCAACAGAAACGACAACGAUCGAUUGCUAAACGGCUCCAAUUGCGUCGGAAGAAGAAAAACUAA
This is a messenger RNA of Adineta ricciae, 2532 nucleotides long. Lineage: Eukaryota; Metazoa; Rotifera; Eurotatoria; Adinetida; Adinetidae. The record is from the annotation of a GenBank genome assembly.